Molecule: messenger RNA, 1056 nt
Organism: Penicillium digitatum Pd1
Lineage: Eukaryota; Fungi; Ascomycota; Eurotiomycetes; Eurotiales; Aspergillaceae
Source: RefSeq, a predicted model, not a curated record
AUGGAACAAGCAAAUCCAAGACAAUUGUUCAACAUAUCCUGGACUAUCCACCGUCUCUCCCCUCUCCAUCAUGGGAAGGAUUGUGAGAUCCUCCUAGACAACCAGGUUGCCUUAAAAACAUACGCAACGCGUCUACGCGACCAUCUCACAGGCGACCUCCUUGCUGGGAUUCAUACAAACACUGGCGCAGCAGAAGACGAUACGUUCUCCAAGAUAGGCCCCAUAAAAGAUUGUCUAUGGCGGCCAAUCUCAUCUCAAUCAUUGCGCGACAAAGCGCCGAGCAGAUCCCAGAAUACCAAAACUCCUGGAAUUCUAGUAACGCUGGAAUAUGAAAAUAUUGUCUACAAAGCAGCUUUGCUCACAGACACAAUACCAUCUCCAAAUCAGCGCAAGGGAUCCACAUCUCUCCCUCUCCUCCUAACCAGAUUCCCCACUGCGCUCCGACAAAUCUUCAUCACUUUCUUGACUACAAAUUUCGACACUUAUUGCUCGCCCCUCCGACUGCCGUCGAGCUUUCUCUGUUUAGGUCUAGAGACAUACAUCGAUACCCUGCGCACCCAAAGGCAAAGUACAAGCGACACAGUUGAAGAUACUAUCAAAGAGUUACAGCUCACGCUCUCCUUCUCAUCAUCCAUCGCACCAGCGCUGAGAUCCCUGAACGUCAGCGUCGCGCGCGCUUCACUAGCAGGCUUCCUGCGCGACCAGCCUGGACAGUCAGCGCCAAAAUCGCGCAGUCUUCAGCGUAAACUGCGCAGCCCUUUCAUCGCCAACCUUACUUCGUAUCUGGAGACGCAUCUUGCCAUGAAGUUGAAUCUGGAUGGGUCGUCUUCGGACCAAGUCGCUAAGCAGCAUGUGCGACUCUCGAAGGUUGCCUGCGCUGCUUUCGUUUUGGGCAGUGAGGGACGUGUGAAGCUGGUUGUGGCUGCUGAUAGGGAUGAUGGGGAUGAGGGCACUCGCGCUCCAGGCGAUAAAAAUGAACGUGCUUUGGAAGCAGGAGAAUCGCUGCUACAGUCGGUAAUCCGGAAGGCCGUUGUGGAGGGUCAUUCAGCUACGUGA